GUUGUCCACCAAUAACAAGAGAUUUUCACGCGGCGUAUAAUCGCUAGCGCGUAUUGUAUUGUACACAUUAGUACAAAUAGGAUGUGAAAUAUGUUAGUGACCGAAUGUGAAGAUAUUCAUUCUGCAAUUCAUAGUGAUGGUAAUUUUCGAGUAAGAAUAAUUCAUUCGCUUGUUGAUGUUUAGCACCUACAAGAAACAGUUCUUUUGAAGCGAGAUGAUUUGAAUGGAGCUGAGGAAAACCAACGGCACCUGAGUCAGGUUGGCCUCUUUUGGGGCUGGUACUUGAACCUGGGACCUGCCAAAUAUGAAGCAGGAGUGCUAGUCACUUGACAUGGCAUUUGGUUCAUAUUCCAGAAGAUCCAAUUUUGAGUAUACUGCACCAUGAUGUACCACAGUGAGAAGAAGUGGGUCAUGAAGCUGAUAACUGCUGCCUGCUGCUGACAAAUCAUAAACUCCCACACAUGAACCGUACUGCUCGCCAUGAAACAUAAUGGUGUCAAGCAGUCCUCAAGUUAAUUACUUCCCUUCAUUCCAAACGUUAUCGGCCAUCAAGCAUGCUGAUUCAUUGGAAAAAUUAGUAUGCAUCCUGCAGCACACGAUGCACUGGUCACUCUGGAGCACAGAGCCACAAACUGGACUUGAGCAAAUGUUCUGAAUUAAAUGUACUUAUCAGAACUGUGAAGCCUUGUCACUAAGGUUCUUUGCACAGUCCACAAAUCAUCAUGUCUGAUGAAUGAGAUUUUGCAUUACAUAUGGUCAGAAUGUUUCCUGCCCUGAAGACUGGCUUGCAGAAUACAAUGAUGAAAGUAGAGAAUGAUGUGGAUGUUCAGAGUGAAGAGAAUUCCAGUGAUAUAAAAAUUCAUGAAGUGUAUAUACCAUCGUCAUUUCCCAAAGAAGAGAUUAAGUCUGAGAACUGCACAGAUUUCCUGAAAUGUCUGCCAGGUUCAUGUAGUGAGACAUGCGUGACAUCUUUUCACGAUGGAAGUGAGGUUAUGAGCAUAAAAGUUGAGGCUGUCACAGAGGAGGAGGAUCCUCUGCUAAUAACUUUUCCAGGAAUGAAGGUUGAACAUGAGAGCACUCUAACUGAACAUCAGUUCAUACAUGAUGAGGAUGGCCCACACUCCUGUCAUGUAUGCCAUAAAUCAUUUAAUCUUCAAACUUCAUUGAAGAGUCAUUUGUGCAUACAUAAUGGAGAACGCCGAUAUUGCUGUGAUGUGUGUAAUAAAUCAUUCAGCGAUUUGAGUAACCUCAGGAGGCAUCUGUUGAUACAUGGAGGAAAGCGUCCAUAUUCAUGUGAUGUGUGUUAUCAUUCAUUCAGUCAGCAGAGUCAUUUGACAGCACAUAAACGCAUUCAUAGUGGUGAGCGCCCAUAUUCCUGUGGUAUAUGUUACAAAUCAUUUAGUCGCCUUGGUAAUCUUAAUACACAUCAACGCAUACAUAGUGGAGAGCGGCCUUAUGUCUGUGGUGUGUGUAAGAAGUCCUUUAGUCAACAUAGUCAUUUGACUACUCACCAACGCAUUCAUAAUGGAGAGCGUCCCUAUUCCUGUAAUAUGUGUAAUAAAUCAUUUAGCCAACACAGUCAUCUGACAACACACAAGCGUGUUCAUAGUGAAGACCGUCCAUAUUCGUGUUGUGUGUGUAAUGAUUCGUUUAGGCUUAUAGAUGAUCUGAAUACACAUAAGCGUUUACACAGUGGAAAGCGCACUUAUUGCUGUGAUGUGUGCAAUAAAUCAUUCAGUUAUCCAAGUGCACAGAGGAGACAUCAGCGAGUACAUAGUGGGGAGCGUCCAUUCAUCUGUGAUGUGUGUAAUAAAUCAUUCAGUGAUCCAAGUGCAUAUAAGAGACAUCAGCGUAUACACAGUAGUAAAUGACCAUAUUCCUGAAAAACGUGUAAAUAAAUUGUCUGGAGGUCUGAGAAAACUAAGGAUUCCCACCAUACAUAGUUGUGAGGGAUGUCCAUAUUGCUGUGCAGAGAGUAACAAGUCAUUCAGUACUAGGAGUGGUGUAAGGAAACAUUAAUAUUCUUGAGAGGUGUGUUAUAAACCAUACACAAAUCACAAUAGAGUGGAAUUUAGUAAUCUGUACUCCAAUCUGUACUCCUGAUUUUUAGUACCACUUUCACACGUCCCCCACCAAAAUCAGUACCUCCAAAAAUAUUGUAACGUGUUUUGUUUACUGAAUACACCGUAGAGAUCGUUAAUUGGUUUAUUGAACAAUCUACAA
Messenger RNA from Cryptotermes secundus, 2223 nucleotides. RefSeq names its product zinc finger protein 239-like. The transcript has 7 exons. The record is from RefSeq and is a predicted model, not a curated record. Lineage: Eukaryota; Metazoa; Arthropoda; Insecta; Blattodea; Kalotermitidae. Gene Ontology annotation, cellular component: nucleus. The coding region runs from base 753 to 1871 and encodes 372 amino acids.